AAAAAAAAAAGAAUGUAAAGUUACGGUCAAUUUACUAAAACAGGACAAGAGUCUUGGUUUGGCCCUCUGGGAUUUUUUAUCCUGGUAAAACUUCCUCUGCUCUCUCCAAACAGGACACAGGUACAGCACAGCUUCCUUGUGUUACUAUGGCACUUUCAAGGCCUAACAAUAUCAUCUCCACUACCGUGUCCCAACUCCUCUUCAUACGCCGCUCAAGCCACCGCGACGUAGCCUCCUCAUACGGCAUUCGCUCUUUCCGCAACAGUACUACCGAUCCGGUUAUAGAUUCCAAAUAUGGUGACUCCGCGAAGUCCUGUCCUAGUCGGGACUCGCGUGAUCGAGUAAACGGCUUCUUGAAGAAAGCUAGAGAAGCAGUCACCGGAUUGAAGGCAAUAAUGGACGAUCCUAAUCUUUGUAAUCAACUCAACGAUUCUGAUGAUAGGAGGAUUAGUGAGGUUAUGCACAAGUUCUAUUGGCAACCUUUUCAAGUCGAGGGGUAUAAGUUCCACUUUGAAGAAACGACUGAUGAAUGUAAUCGUUAUUUAAGAAUUGAUAUGCCUGGAAUUGGAAGUCGAGGAUUGAAAUUACGGAUGGAGAAGGAUCAACUACUCUUGAAAGGAGAAGAAGAACAAACAGAUACUGAUCUAGAAUUUAGUCACAAGAAUAAUCUUCCAAGAGCUUACUCUUGCAGUUUUCAUGUCGAUCCAAACUGCUAUCAGACUGAAAAAAUUGAGGCAUACCUUAGAAAUGGGAUUGUAAGGAUUGUGAUUCCAAGAAAGAAAUUGGAGGUUAAAACUUGAAUUUGUGGUUUCUCUGUUCUAAUUUUAAUUAGGAUGGAUUUAUACUUGGUAGGUUCUUUUCUUAUACUUCUAAGCUGAUUGGUUUUGAUGUUAAUGAAGAAUUUAUCUGUUUAACUAUGUUGUGGUGCAAUGGCAAGAUUAUGUAAUUGACCACAAUUUGAUUAUGCUGUAAACUAGGUUAUUGCAUAAUACUUCUGUCAGGUACCUCUUGCAGGUCUCUCUUUUUGUUAA
This is a messenger RNA of Jatropha curcas, 1031 nucleotides long. RefSeq lists its product as hypothetical. The record is from RefSeq and is a predicted model, not a curated record. NCBI's taxonomy places the organism in Eukaryota, Viridiplantae, Streptophyta, Magnoliopsida, Malpighiales, Euphorbiaceae.